AAGGCCGGCUGCCCUGCCCAGCAGGUGCUCCCUUAACAGCUCCCUUCCUCCCACAGUGUGGCUCCUCACAGAGACCCAAGGAAAAUAAGAACAGUAACCAAGAAAAACCAACGUCCAGAAUGCCCCAAAACGUUAUUCUCCAAGGACCAGCACCCUGGGGAUUCAGGCUCUCAGGAGGAAUAGAUUUUAACCAACCCUUGAUCAUAACUAGGAUUACACCUGGAAGCAAGGCUUCAGCUGCCAACCUGUGCCCUGGUGAUGUUAUUGUAGCUAUUGAUGGUCUAGGCACAGAGAACAUGACACAUAAUGAUGCCCAGGAGAGAAUUAAAGCAGCUGCACAUCAGCUUUGUUUGAAAAUAGAGAGGUCAGGAACUAAAUUAUGGUCCCCACAAGUUUCAGAAGAUGGCAAAGCACAUCCCUUCAAGAUAAAUUUGGAAGCUGAACCACAGGAUAUGAACUACUUUGAACACAGGCAUAAUAUUCGUCCCAAACCUUUCAUAGUCUCGGGACGAAGCAGUGGAUGCAGCACUCCUUCAGGGAUUGACUGUGGCAGUGGACGCAGUACCCCCUCUUCAAUUAGCACAGUUAGCUCUAUCUGCCCCACCGAGCUGAAAGCAGUGUCUAAGAUGGCCCCUAACAUUCCCUUGGAAAUGGAGCUUCCUGGUGUCAAGAUUGUACAUGCUCAGUUUAACACACCCAUGCAGUUGUACUCAGAUGACAAUAUCAUGGAAACACUGCAAGGCCAAGUUUCUACAGCUCUGGGGGAAACACCUGUUAUAAGUGACCCAUAUCCCAACUCCGUGCCUCAGUCUGAUGUGUACAAGAUGUUGCAUUCCAACCAGGAGGAGCCCAGUGAACCUCGCCAGUCUGGCUCCUUUAAGGUGCUCCAGAAUUUAGUCUCCGAGGAAGAUGGACGCCCUGCAGGCACAAGAAGUGUGAAAGCACCUGUAACAAAGAUACCUUCUGCCAUGCCUGGUGUUCAGAAAGUGCCACUGUGUGACAAGUGUGGGAAUGGGAUUGUAGGAACAGUGGUGAAAGCACGUGAUAAAUACCGGCACCCAGAAUGUUUUGUGUGCUCUGACUGCAAUCUGAACCUGAAACAAAAAGGCUACUUCUUUGUGGAGGGCCAACUGUACUGUGAAGCUCAUGCUCGAGCUCGCAUGAGGCCACCAGAGGGAUAUGAAGCAGUUACUGUUUAUCCAAAAUGCUAAUCUUACAUUAACACACAAAUACAUGCAUGCACACAAAAAGCCAUUAACAGCUUAGAACUGCAGUACAAGUGUCAGGACCUCUGCCUGAUUCCAAAGUAGCAGCUUUUAAACCUUUUCUUGUGGGAUUCUGAGGGAGGUGGAAGUCCCUAGAAGCCAGCAGUAGCAUAUUAUACCAGUCAAAUUCUGCUAAAGUACUCUCUUUGAAGUUGUCAAUAUAACUCAAUGAAGUAUAAACUAAACCAGCUGUACUGGAAUAAAAAA
This is a messenger RNA of Chaetura pelagica (chimney swift), 1472 nucleotides long. RefSeq names its product PDZ and LIM domain 3 (gene PDLIM3). Gene Ontology annotation, cellular component: filamentous actin; stress fiber; Z disc. Lineage: Eukaryota; Metazoa; Chordata; Aves; Apodiformes; Apodidae. The record is from RefSeq and is a predicted model, not a curated record. The transcript has 8 exons. Gene Ontology annotation, biological process: heart development; actin cytoskeleton organization; muscle structure development. Gene Ontology annotation, molecular function: actin binding; muscle alpha-actinin binding. Bases 120 to 1211 code for a protein of 363 amino acids.